AUGUGCUUCCGCUGCCUACGUAGCACGCAUCGCCGCUACACAUGCAAAGCGAAGCCCUGCGGUAUCUCCGGCUGUAACCUGCGCCACCACAAGCUCCUACAUCAUGAAGCCGCGAAGAAAGAAGAGAAGCACGAAGAAGUCACCGCGUCCACGACAGAGAAGCCGACCGUCUCAGCGAACAAGAGCGAGCGCCGCCGCGCUUACUUGAAAAUAGCGCCCGUGGUACUUACUGGCCCUCACUCCAGUAUAGAAACCUACGCACUGUUCGACGAGGGAAGCACCAUCACGAUCAUCGACGCGGGCGUGGCCAACUCUCUCGGUCUCGACGGCCCCACGGAUCCGAUGUGGGUGCAAGGAGUCAGCGGCAAAGAAGUUCGACACUCGAAGAGCAAGAAAGUCGACUUCACCAUACGGGGCAAGCACACACAAGAAGAGUUCAAGCUUGAAGACGCACGCACAGUCAAGAAGCUCGACUUCAUCACUCAGACGGUGAAGAAAGAAGAAGUCGAUGACUGCAGCCACCUGAGCGACAUUCAAGAAGAACUUGCCUACGAAGGGGCAUCGCCGAAACUACUCAUCGGCCAGGACAACUGGGACUUAAUUGUCUCGAGGGAAGUCCGAGAAGGCCGCCGUGACCAGCCUGUGGCAUCUCGCACACAGCUCGGCUGGGUACUGCACGGCUGCCGCACCACACAGAGCAAACCGAUCAACUUCUGCGGGCACAUCACGAGCGCGGUAGAGUCAAUGGAUAAAAUGAUGAAACACUGCUUCGAACUGGAGUCCCUGAGCAUCGAAGCGAGAAAACCGACGACAGAUCCAGAAGAACAAGCCAUGAGAAAACUGGAAGAGGAAAGUCGCCGGCUGCCCGAUGGUCGCUUCGAAACUCGGUUGUUAUGGAAACGAGAAAAUGAGAAAAUACCUAACAACCGUCAAGACGCACUGAAACGACUCUGCAGCCUCGAACGCAAGCUCGACCGUGACCCAGAACUCAAGAAGAAAUAUGAAGAGUGCAUGGAGAAUAUGCUGAAGUCCGGAUACGCCGAGCCCGCCACCACACUCCCGACACAAGACAGAACGUGGUACCUGACGCACUUUGCCGUCUUCAACCCCAAGAAGAAGAAGAUAAGACUGCUGCACGACGCCGAAGCGAAGUCACAUGGACGCAGCCUGAACGACAUGCUGCUGACCGGCCCCGACCUGCUUCAGUCACUUCCUGGGGUGGUCAUGCGGUUCAGGCAGCAUCCCUACGCGAUCAGCGCGGAUAUCAAGGGGAUGUUCAUGCAGAUACGCAUCAAGGAGUGCGACAGAGACUCGCUGCGCUUCCCCUGGCGCGGCGACCGGCGGGAGGGUACACCAGACGAGUACCGCAUGACGUCUGUCAUCUUCGGCGAAUCAUCGUCACCGUGCACGGCACUGUUCAUCAUGAAUAGAAACGCCAGAGACUUCGCCGACACGCACCCCGUGGCCGUCCGAGCAAUUGAGAAGAACCACUACAUGGACGACUACCUGCAAAGCUUCACGUCGGUGGGGGAGGCUCAGCACGUCACGAAGACAGUCGACGAGAUACAUCGACAAGCGGGCUUCGAACUACGCGGAUGGGCAUCGAACGAGCGACGAGUACUACGCCACCUCAUGACCGACCCCGGGACAGCUACGAUCGACAUCGGCGGGAGCAAAAUAGAGAAGGCACUCGGCCUCAUGUGGCACGUACAUGAAGACAAUGUCGGCUUUCGUCUUAACACUCAUAACACGCCGGCUGAGGUGCUACGAGUGGACCGUCCGCCGUCGAAACCGCCGCCCGCGGCGGCCUACUGGAGAAUGCAACGAGCAGACGGCAGCGUGAAAGUCACACUGGCCAUGGCGAAGAAUAGAGUCGCACCAAUCAAGCCUACGUCGAUACCGCGGCUGGAACUACAGGCUGCGGUACUCGGAACUCGCAUCUCGAACAAAAUUCGAUCGGAACACGAUUAUGAAGAUAUCACGAGAAGAGUGUUCCGGAGCGACUCGCGGACGGUGCUGGCGUGGAUACGAGCUGAGCCACGCACAUUCAAGACCUUCGUCGCACACAUGCUCGCUGUAAUCGAAGAAUGUACCAAGAAAAGCGAGUGGAGAUGGGUACCUACAGCCGAAAAUGUCGCCGAUGACGCAACUCGAGCCACGCCGCACGACUUCGACCGGCCAGAGUUCCUGCGGCAUUCUGAAGAACACUGGCCCACGGAGAACAAGGAACCAGUACCCAAGACCGGCGAGGAAAAGGAGAGCUGCACCGUCGUGUCGCUCGGACACACGUGGAAGAAUGCACGAAAGCAGGAGAGCACGACAGCACUGGAGGCAAGCUCAACAGGGGGCAGAGGUGGAUGCAGGAGUACCUACCGCUACUCCAACACCGGCGGGAGCCACACAGCACCGGCAGCCAACCGAAGAUCGGCGACCUGGUCAUCGUGUGCGACUCCAAAAAACAGCGCAACACCUGGCCCCGAGGACCAGUCACAGCUGUCUACCCAGCGAAGGACCACAUCGUGCGGAUCGUCGACACCACUACGAGAAACGGGCACGUGCUGCGUCGACCAACGAAGAGGAUCGUCGUGCUGCCAGUAG
This is a messenger RNA of Plutella xylostella (diamondback moth), 2598 nucleotides long. RefSeq lists its product as uncharacterized. Lineage: Eukaryota; Metazoa; Arthropoda; Insecta; Lepidoptera; Plutellidae. The record is from RefSeq and is a predicted model, not a curated record.